AAAAUGAUAAAACGGAUAUCAAAAGGGAAACAAGCUAUUUUCUGCAUUCUUGACACGUUACUUAAAAUUGCUCAGUGGUUAUUAAAGUUUAUUUCACCUGCUGUAUGGUCUUUUAUCACAUGUUUCUUGCAUGAAUUUAAAGAUGGCAGGGAAUUUAUAAUUUUGCUU
This is a messenger RNA of Brugia malayi, 168 nucleotides long. The record is from the annotation of a RefSeq genome assembly. NCBI's taxonomy places the organism in Eukaryota, Metazoa, Nematoda, Chromadorea, Rhabditida, Onchocercidae.